Molecule: messenger RNA, 698 nt
Organism: Periophthalmus magnuspinnatus
Lineage: Eukaryota; Metazoa; Chordata; Actinopteri; Gobiiformes; Gobiidae
Gene: gtf3c6
Product: general transcription factor IIIC, polypeptide 6, alpha
Exons: 6
Coding region: 116-568 (150 amino acids)
Biological process (GO): transcription by RNA polymerase III
Cellular component (GO): transcription factor TFIIIC complex
Source: RefSeq, a predicted model, not a curated record
AAAUCAUCCCCAAAACAAAACACAGCGGGUCUGAACAUUACCACAGGAGACAUGUGAUACGCAGCUAUAUGCAGCGUGUAGGAUUAUGGAUGUAGUUUGAUCAUUUUGACAAACGAUGGAUGAUGAAUGGGAAGAAGAGGAGCAGCUGGUCGUGGUGGAACUGGCUGGGACCCUGGGCAAUGAGUUUCUGACUAAGAACACAACCACUUGUAAAGUUCUUGAUAUUGACAGUGACAAUCCAUUCAUACAAGUAGGACAAUCCAACACAAAAGUCUUUGCUGGAGAAUAUGAAGAUGCUUUGGGGACUUGUAUGCUGUUUGAGGAGUUGCCACGGAAAGGAAAGGACUCUGGACCCGAGCUCAAGUACAUGUGCCACACUGUAAAGAAGCUUAUGAUGCAGCGCGUGUUUCUGACAGAGAAGAAAGAGGGAGAGACCAGCCAAGAAGGUACAGGAGAUAGUGGAGAACAGGAUGACACCACCAUCUUGUUAACUGAUGAUGAAGAGACUGGGGCACAGCUGGACAACACACACAACACUGUGGAUGUAGAGAACUCUCUGCAGGACUGAUGUCAGGAGUACUCACCAUAGUGCAUAUGGGACAUUCAGGUAGCUCAAAGCCAUGGGCGGACUGUUUUUUUUUACAUACAUGUGGAUUUAGCACUUUGGUCUUUUUCAUGUUUUGUAGUAAUAAAAUAAU